Histoplasma mississippiense is the source of this 1452-nucleotide messenger RNA. RefSeq lists its product as hypothetical. Gene Ontology annotation, molecular function: chitin binding. NCBI's taxonomy places the organism in Eukaryota, Fungi, Ascomycota, Eurotiomycetes, Onygenales, Ajellomycetaceae. The transcript has 9 exons. Bases 1 to 1452 code for a protein of 483 amino acids. The record is from RefSeq and is a predicted model, not a curated record.
AUGAAGUCGUUUGUAUUGCUGUUAUUUAGCUUGGUGUUCGUUCCACUGGCAACAACUGAAUUCAACUUAUACGCUAAAUAUGAGGAUACUGCUAUUGGUACCUCCAUUGGGAUAUCAGAUGGUUGUUUAGCAGCUCUGGAUAAUGUAACGGCGUUGUGCACAGCGGAAUGCUCGGAGACUCUUUCAACAUGGCUCUCCGACGUGGAAGCUCAAUGUGCAGGAGACCGAAUCAAUAUUGACGACCAUCUCAUUGAGCCUUAUACAAUCCCCUUGAAGUACAUUGCGGGCUUUGAUAUGGCUUGCUUGCAAGAUAGAUGGUUCUUGGAUCUAUGUUAUGGCGAUGAUCCUCCAUCCCAGUGCGAUGACCAGGUCCUCAUAGAAGCAGACGCUGCCGCUGAUCCAGAUGAGAUAUCUGUGACUAAUAUGUAUAGCAAGGAUUUGUUUUGUAGUGAAUGUUUCAUGAAGAUGUGGAGACAAAGGCUUCUUUCGCCUAUCCUAUCUCCCGGCAAAUUUGCAGAGUACCUGGUUGACGAGUUCAAUAAAAUUAACGCAGUCUGUUCGGAUUCGCCCAGCACGGAGCCUACGGCUGCCGAAGUAGGUGAAUCACCUUCGCCUGUUGCAAAAAGAGCAGAUGGGGUCUAUGAUGGAGCUUCUACCCCAGCACUUCCAACACACCCAGGGGCUAUUGAAAACUGUGGCCAAUAUUACGACGUAGUUGAAGGUGAUACUUGCGGAAGGAUUGCGGCCAAGUUCUGGAUCGGACUUGCUCCAACUUGUGGGCAGAUCAUGCGAUCUGCAUAUCUCCGAUUGAAAAAGAGCCAAUUUCCACAGAUGGAAAUUGUGGAGAAGGAUAUGGGACCGUAUUGUAAAUCGAACAAUCGCUGUGGGCCUUGUGAUCUCGAUGACUUAGAUCCAGAAGACGUCACUCCGACGGACACUAUGCCCAAUAACCCAGCUCCUUCUACACCCGUUGAUUCCUCGCCAACUAAGCCGGUGCCAGAACUCCCUGCUCCCAGUAGUACGGCUCCCACUUUCCCGAGCGAUAGUGCUCAGGACGACUUUGCUACCCCUGAACCAACUCCUACUGCGGAUGAUCCCACCCCGGGGAACACAACCCCCACAAAACCUGUCCCACCAAAGGAAACAGGACGUCCUGACAAUGCUACUAUGGCCAUUAGCGUAGAUGGGAAAUGCUCUUUAAAUGUCUCAUGCACAGGAUCCAGUUUUGGUGACUGUUGCAGCACCAGUGGGUAUUGUGGGACUGGAUCUGACUGGUGCGGUGUCGGAAAUUGCUUGGCUGGCGCCUGUGAGAAAGAUGAUGGAAACAUAAGUUUUGACGGAACUUGUGGCCCACUAUUCCCAGGUAAUAAGACAUGUUCUGGCUCGAAAUUUGGCGAUUGCUGCAGCGUAUCUGGAUAUUGCGGUACAGGCCCUGAUUGGUGUGGUAAGUGA